AUGAAUAAUCUUCUUGGUAAGGAGUUUACCGAAGAUGAAAUUAAGUUGGCUGCUUUUCAAAUGAAUCCUAGUAAGUCUCCAGGACCGGAUGGAUUCAACCCUUGCUUCUAUCAGAAAUAUUGGUCCAUAGUUGGGGGAGAUGUCACGAGAUUGGCAUUGGAAUUUCAUAAUGAAGGUAAACCUCUUCCGGAUAUAAAUCACACUACUAUUGUUUUGAUUCCGAAAGUUGCUGAUCCUUCUUGUGUUAAAGAAUUUAGACCAAUUAGCCUUUGUAAUGUCUUGAUUAAAAUUAUUACAAAGGCUUUGACAAAUCGGUUGAAACUUAUUCUCCCUCAGAUCAUUAGUGAGACUCAAAGUGCAUUUGUUCCUGGUAGACAAAUGUUUGACAAUUCAAUGAUUGCUUUUGAGAUCAUUCAUCAUAUGUCCAAUAGUAGAAGUCAUAGUAAGCAGCACAUGGCACUGAAGCUUGAUUUGAGGAAAGCUUAUGAUCGUGUGGAAUGGCAAUUUUUAGAAGAUGUUAUGAGAGUUAUGGGGUUCUCUGAACGUUGGAUUUCCAGUGUGAUGACGUGUGUGCGUACAGUCACUUAUUCCGUAAGUGUUAAUGGUAAUCACAGUGAAAGGAUUUAUCCGACCAGGGGAAUUCGACAAGGAGAUCCUUUAUCUCCAUAUCUCUUCUUACUUUGCAUGGAGGGAUUUACUAGUCUUCUGAAAACAGCAGAAUUGAAUGGAAAUAUAGAAGGUGUAUCGGUUGCUAGACAUGCUCCCAAAAUUUCCCAUCUCUUCUUUGCAGAUGACAUCUUGCUCUUCAUUCGAGCUCAAUGGUCAGACUGCGCAACCUUACUAGAUAUUUUGAAUCGUUUUGAAUUGGCUUCUGGACAACAGAUAAACAUUGAGAAAUCAUCAAUUUUCUUCAGCAAAAGUACACCGGAUAGUUUAAAGAAUGCUAUUAUGUCACAGCUUGAGGUUUGGCGUCUCAUGCAAUCUGAAGCAUCUCUUUGUUACAGAAUCCUAAAAGCAAAAUACUUCACCAACAAUUCCCUUAUUGAUGCCAACUUAGGUAGAAAUCCCUCUUUUCUUUGGAGAAGUUUACUUGCUGGCCGUAAGGUGAUUAUAGAAGGCUCGAGAUGGCGUAUUGGCAAUGGAAUGACUGUCAAAGUGUGGGAGGAUAAAUGGAUAAACAAUUCUACAGAUUUCAAACCGCAUCCAUUACCUGGAACCCUUUGUAAUGAUCAGUUAAGAGUUUCUGAUUUGAUAGAUCAUGUUGAGAAAAGAUGGUUAAUUGAUCGACUAGAGCUAUUAUUCCAGCCGGAUGAUAUUCAAAGGAUUCUAUGCAUGCCUAUUCCAGUGUCUUUUCAACCUGAUAAGCUGAUUUGGAAUGAUUCAUCUGUGGGGAUUUUCACUGUUAAAUCAGGCUAUUUUGUUGCUCGUAGAGUUUUGCAAAAGGAGGAAUAUUCGAUUGCAGACAAAAAUCCAUUUAAUCGCAACAAAUGUGUGUUUGAGCAUAGGUGUUGUCUCCCAUCUGCUUUAGCAAUCCGAGCUCAGAUAACUCUACAAGAUUGUCAUUUCUCCUCACCAAUUCAGAGUUCUAAUCAGAUUAUGUGUCCUUGGGUGCCGCCAACAGCUGGUAUCAUAAAGUUAAACACAGAUGCAGCUUAUAAUUUAGCUACUGGUACUGCUAAGUCUGGUACUGUUUUGAGAAAUUCCACUGGCCAAAUUAUAUGCUCUGGGUUUAAGCAAACAAACUAUAUUGUGAGUGUUCUUCAUGCAGAAGUAUUAAGCAUCCACUUUGGCUUGCAAAUGGCGUUAAGAAACAAUGUUGAUUGUAUUGAAGUCCAUGCUGAUUCUCUUAUGGCUGUCAAAGAGAUUGCUAGAGGUGCCAAUUCCAACUGGGAAGGAGGAUGUCUUAUCACUGAAAUUUUACACUUAGCUAGCUUAUUUUCCUUAAGUACCUUUUCUUAUUCUCAUCGUUCUUCUAAUACUUUAGCUCAUAAUAUAGCACAGUUAGAUCUAGGUGUUGGUGCUAUCUUUGAAUGGUAUGGUGCUCUUCCACCGUGCGUUUGUAAUCUUGACAAUUGA
Corchorus capsularis is the source of this 2076-nucleotide messenger RNA. The record is from the annotation of a GenBank genome assembly. Lineage: Eukaryota; Viridiplantae; Streptophyta; Magnoliopsida; Malvales; Malvaceae.